This is a messenger RNA of Parnassius apollo (apollo), 762 nucleotides long. Lineage: Eukaryota; Metazoa; Arthropoda; Insecta; Lepidoptera; Papilionidae. The record is from the annotation of a GenBank genome assembly.
AUGAGCGACAGCGAACAAGUUCAAGACACUCAGUACAUCGGCUCGGAGGACGAGAUGGACCACAACACCACAGUGAUGGACGACAACAAACACUGGAUAGAAGACAAGGAGAACCACAAGCCGGGCCAAGCCGAAGAAGACACAUCACAACAGAAAUCGAACGGUCUGCGGAGGAAAUUAGACGAGGCGACAGCUCAUCACCAAUCUCCGAAAACAACGAAACUUACAACGUCCAUGCAAGAAGGGGUGACACCACGACCGACGACAACAGCAAUUCAUUGGAUUGCUCAAUGGGAGCGAGAAAAUAUAUUACCAACAGAAAUAAACUCAGUCCUUGGAAAGUCAUCGCUGACCAUAAAGGAACCAAGCGACACCAUUACCAUAUCAUUUAUAUCAGCACGGCAAAAAACUGGGGGUUUAACAGCAAGCUUGGCAAAGCUAUCAGAGCAAAAGAAUACAAAUGUUCUGCAAUUGCAUGCAUUCAGUGUCUUUUGGAGUACAUUACUUCCGGCCCUGAUCGUCAUACAUUUAAACAAAUUCUCACAAGAAGUGAUUACGAAAUUGCAAAAUGUGCAACUCAUCAACUUGGUCUUAGAACUAACAAGAGAAAAGAAAAUAACACUGAACAUACCGAAAGGCGAGAUAAUAUAUAUCCAGAACAAGGCACAACACGAGAUAUGCAUGACAGACGAAUGGGUGAACACACUUCUAGAACCGAUGAAAACCUAUUAUUCCGUCCCGAAUAUGAAUUAUAUAAUAUAA